CAUGUAUACCGUGCAGACAGUCGUGGUGGCAUAUACUCACUAGUCUUUUCUUGCUACGCACUCGACAACUCGUGUACAACACUCGACUUUUCGUUUCAUACACUGCUGCCUCUUGCUGAUCAGUAGGCCUACCAGGACGUUAAUAGCCCUAUAUCCUCUUUCAUUCGAAUACAACAUCAUAAAAGAGUAGCAAUCUCGACGCCAUGAUCAUGUCAGGAGUUUAUUCCAAUUUUGUUCUGUUUGCCUGCCUCCUCGCUUGUGUGUCGGGCUCAGAACUGGUCAGGAACAAGAGACAAUGGCCCUAUUCCUAUGAUACCAAUGCCAACCCCUACGGCGCCUGCGGGAAACCCACCACGCCCAUCCCUCAUGGUGGUAUCAAGCUCUUCCCCAUCACUGACUUCUACGAUCAAAAUGACAAUUCAUGUAAUACGUGCUAUUCAAGAUGCCCUUUGUGUGAACCCAAAUUCUACUGCAACGACGGGUACGAGAAGAAGGGCGUCUUUCGCUUGGACUGUGUUCAAAAUAGCAACACUCGUCAGUACGAAUGGGAAGGAAGCAUUCCUCAUUGUGAAGAAAUCGAAACUUCAAGCAUCUUUAUUUAUGCUAUUCCGGCCCUCGUUUUUCCAGGAACGCUCGUAUGUUUCCUCAUAAGGAUAGCAUUAAGAAGCAGUCUGAGGAGAAAUGGUCCCACACGAACUGCCCCGAGGACCGGUCUUCGCUCAACAACUAUCCACGUCACCCCGGCGUCCCGGGCCCCUGGCGAACGUACAUUGGAUAUACCGAGGGUCCCAUUUCAUGGGCCAGCAGGCUACUCCCGGUUCGACGACAGUAACGUGAAUGUUGCCCAGGACGAGACGGUAUCCAGCAGGUACGACACAGAAGUCCCGGCAGUGGAGGCGGUCUCCUCCGAUGCCCCUCCUCCGUCCUACACGCAGGCACUUCAGAUAGAAACGGCGGAUCCUGCUAGCACAUCUAUAAGCCCAACAACAACUGCAGUAGACUCUCCUGCUGCAAUCAUUGCUACUACUUAGAUUACGGGGCUGAACUAUACGGUCUUCAGCUUUUCUUUCUCCGUGUUUUUUUUUUUUUUUUGGAAGGGGGGGGGGAGGAUGUAAAAAGGUCAAACAUUAUGAUCUACAAUGAAACUGCUGAACCGUUACCGGAAAAUUGUAACAAGAUUGCACGGAAAUGGAUCAUGCUACGUGAGAGAACGAACCAGAAAAAGACAUAACGGUAUCAUUAUCCUAAAUUUUUUUAGUAGGUAUAAUGUGAACCUUAUAUGACCUAAGAGACCGUAAAUUUGUUUUGCAAUUUUUCUUUGUCGCUUGUUAAUGUAUAUUGUAUUUUUUUACUGUACUAUUUCUGGUCCCAAUGUAAGACCAGCGGCAUCAUAAUGAUACCGCUGAAUAUGGGCUAUCCAGUCGUUAAUUUAAUCUUGUAAUUCAUAAUUCUAUUCGUUGUUGUUUUACUGAAUUAACUUUGUCUUUUUUUAUACGGAAAAUAAAACAAACAAAGACAAAACGUUUAUUCGCGAAGAAAUCGUGCUUCUUUUCCGAAAAUGUCUUUUUCUUUAAAGACCGUCAAUACAACUGGGCCAGAAGGGAUUUAGACCACACAGCGAGGUCACUGACAGGUGGCUGUCUCAUUAACUCAGCUC
Strongylocentrotus purpuratus (purple sea urchin) is the source of this 1657-nucleotide messenger RNA. RefSeq lists its product as uncharacterized. The transcript has 5 exons. Lineage: Eukaryota; Metazoa; Echinodermata; Echinoidea; Camarodonta; Strongylocentrotidae. Bases 204 to 1031 code for a protein of 275 amino acids. The record is from RefSeq and is a predicted model, not a curated record.